GUUCGUAGUAUUUAAAUUUGCGCUACAUAUUCUCGUAUACCAAAUUUGCUUUACUCUUCAAAUUGCGUUGGUAGCUCAUAACAACUUCUUUUUUUGAAACUCCCUGACAGCGCAAACUAAAAUCGCCUGAACAAGACAAAGGAUGGAUGGUGGGCAAAUACUGCUUUCUUAUAUAAAAGUAUGGGUGAUCCUCCUUUUCCUCUCAGCUACGUUCCAGAACUCAAAACUUGCUGCCAAAAAUGCUGAGCAGGAUAAAAAAAGAAAGCUUGCUGCAGAAAACUCAGGUUUCGUCAGCAUUGAUUGUGGGGCGAAGGAAGAUUAUCUGGAUGGGAAUACUGGAAUAACUUACAAAACCGACAAAGAUUUCAUUAGUACGGGCAAGAAUACGGUAGUUGCACGAGAGCAUUACUUGACGACUCUUUACUUCGGGGAUAUGGUGAAUAGCUUGAGAACCUUUCCUGAAGGUAAAAGGAAUUGUUAUACAUUGAAACCUAGACAGGGUAAGAACCAAAACUAUUACGUCAGAGCUUUCUUCUACUAUGGAAAUUACGAUUCUAAGAAUCAAACUCAAAUAAAGUUUGAUCUAUACCUCGGGGUAAACUAUUGGGCAACAGUACAGCCUGUCAAAGAUAGGCAGUGGCAUUAUUACAAUAUUAUUCAUUAUUCAGUAACUGAUACCAUUUAUGUGUGUCUCGUAAAUACUGGUUUCGGAGUUCCUUUCAUCAAUGGAUUGGAUUUACGGUUCAUGAAUGAUUCCCCGUAUAGAAGUAUGGAUAGAUCGUUGAGUCCUGUGGUGCAAGCUGACCUUGGCAGCCAUCAAAGCCAAAACUCCAUCAUCAGGUACAAAGAUGACGUGUUCGAUCGCAUCUGGUGGCUUUACAAUCUCACCGAUUCAGUUUCAAUCGGCACCGAAACAAAUAUUGAUAUCCAGGGCAGUACUAAUGAUCCAUACCGUCUACCAGUCGAAGUCUUGAGAACGAAAGAGAAUUUCACACCUGAGUUUCGUGUCUACUUUCACUUUGCUGAAAUAUUCGAGCAGACUGCACCAGGCAAAUUACGAGAAUUCACCAUUACUUUGAAUGGCUUAAACUAUGGUCCCUUUACCCUUGAAUACUUGAAGCCAUUGACCAUACGUUCAAAUAUAACACAAGAAGGUCAAGUUAGGUUUUCUAUUGAUGCAACGUUGCGGUCUGACCUUCCACCUAUCCUAAAUGCCUUUGAGAUCUUCGUACUAUGGCCACUCCCUGAUUCACCGACAAACCAAACAGACGUUGAUGCAAUCAUGGCCAUCAAGGAAGCGUACAUGAUAGAUAGAGUUGACUGGCAAGGAGACCCAUGUUUUCCACUUUCUACGUGGACUGGUUUGCAGUGCAACAAUGACAAUCCUCCAAGGAUCAUCUCUCUGAAUCUAAGUUCAAGUCAAUUAUCAGGGAAUAUAGCUGUUUCACUCUUGAACCUCAGAGCAAUCCAAUCCUUGGAUUUAUCAAACAAUGAAUUGACAGGGGCAGUGCCAGCAGCUUUUGCGCAGCUGCCAAAUCUUACGAUCCUAUAUUUGAGUAGGAAUAAACUCACAGGUGCAGUUCCCUAUAGUCUCAAGGAAAAGUCUAACAAUGGACAGUUACAGCUGAGUUUGGAUGGAAAUCCGGAUUUAUGCCUGAUGGAUACAUGUGAAAAGAAGCAGGGAAGUUUUCCUGUUCCAGUUAUUGCAUCUGUCAUAUCAGUUUCGGUGCUCCUUCUCCUUGGCAUUAUAACUAUCUUCUGGAGGUUGAAAAGAGGGAGAUUGAAUGUGUCAUUAUCUUCCUCGGUGGGCUUAUCCUCACUGAAAUCAAAGAAUCAACAAUUUACAUACACUGAAAUAGUUAGCAUUACCAAUAAUUUCCAAACCAUUAUUGGAGAAGGAGGAUUUGGAAAAGUAUAUCUUGGAAACUUGCAAGAUGGUCGUCAAGUUGCUGUCAAAUUGUUAUCUCAAUCCUCAAGGCAAGGUUAUAAAGAAUUUCUAGCGGAGGUCAAACUAUUGAUUAUUGUUCAUCACAGAAACUUGGUGUCCCUCGUUGGUUAUUGUAAUGAGCAAGAAAAUAUGGCCCUUGUUUAUGAAUACAUGGCAAAUGGGAACUUGAAGGAUCAAUUGUUAGAAAAUAGCACGAAUAUGUUGAAUUGGAGGGAAAGGCUGCAAAUUGCAGUAGAUGCAGCACAAGGUUUGGAAUAUCUGCAUAAUGGUUGUAGGCCGCCAAUAGUCCAUAGAGAUUUGAAAUCAUCCAACAUCUUAUUAACUGAAAACCUUCAAGCCAAGAUUGCUGAUUUCGGGCUGUCCAAAGCCUUCGCAACCGAAGGAGACUCGCAUGUCAUAACUGAUCCUGCAGGCACGCCCGGAUACAUUGAUCCUGAAUUUCGAGCAUCAGGAAACUUAAAUAAGAAAAGUGAUGUUUACAGCUUCGGUAUUCUUCUGUGUGAGCUAAUAACUGGUCAACCGCCUUUAAUAAGGGGCCAUAACGGCCACACUCACAUACUUCAAUGGGUGAGUCCUCUAGUUGAAAGAGGGGAUAUCCAGAGCAUUAUCGAUCCAAGGCUGAAAGGUGAAUUCAACACUAAUUGUGCUUGGAAAGUUUUGGAGAUAGCACUGUCCUGCGUACCCCCGACUUCAACACAAAGGCCGGACAUGAGUGAUAUUUUGGGAGAGCUAAAGGAAUGUCUGGCCAUGGAGAUGUCAUCUGAAAUGAGCAUGCGCGGUUCCGUUGAAAUGAGCUUGGUGCUUGGCACAGAUACGGCUCCAAAUCUUAGGUAGUU
This is a messenger RNA of Populus euphratica (Euphrates poplar), 2784 nucleotides long. Its product is annotated as probable LRR receptor-like serine/threonine-protein kinase At1g05700. The record is from RefSeq and is a predicted model, not a curated record. Gene Ontology annotation, biological process: protein phosphorylation. Gene Ontology annotation, molecular function: ATP binding; protein kinase activity; protein binding. Bases 143 to 2782 code for a protein of 879 amino acids. Lineage: Eukaryota; Viridiplantae; Streptophyta; Magnoliopsida; Malpighiales; Salicaceae. The transcript has 14 exons.